Messenger RNA from Aplosporella prunicola CBS 121167, 642 nucleotides. RefSeq lists its product as uncharacterized. Bases 74 to 556 code for a protein of 160 amino acids. The transcript has a single exon. NCBI's taxonomy places the organism in Eukaryota, Fungi, Ascomycota, Dothideomycetes, Botryosphaeriales, Aplosporellaceae. The record is from RefSeq and is a predicted model, not a curated record.
CCAUGAUUGUAAGCCCGGACGUACCAGCUCCGCAAAGCUGGCCCCUCCCUUUGCUUCGUCCGCGUCUUCGGACAUGAUGCCUUCUCUAAGUAUUAUACAGCGCGGCGAGCAACUGCGAGCGGUUCCAAGUGGCUACAAGUCUACAAAGCGUAUGUACGAGCGAUGGCGGUGUCGAAGAUGGUCAGCCGGCGAUGGCAGGCGGAGGUGGUUGUGGAAAGCGUGCGGUCGUCGCCGGGCUGACUUCGUGGCGACGGCGGAGGUGUAUGCGCGCGGUGGACAGGUCUCGGUCGGGCGGUGGCCAAAAGUUGGUUCUGCGAUCGCGUACCUACGCCCUGCGAUGUCUGUAGCUCCGGGGGAUCUACGACUGGCCCGCUCGGUCCAUUACGAGCCCUGUGAACGGCUUACGCGAGACAACGGCGAAGAGACAUGCCCCGAUUCGUCGUAUCUGAAGCAGCAGUCGACGUCAGCGGGAACCAAGAGUGUCGUGGCUUGGACAACAUGCGCUCCUCGGGCGGUAGUUUGGUCGCCGGUGCGAAGAGUCAAGAAAGAAGAGUGAGAUAGCCGGCUCGGGAAACGUGCAUUAGCGUCACAGCCACAUGUUGUACCUGACUAAGAGCCGCAUUUUUUACCCCGGCCAGACAG